AUGUCAUCAACAGCGCUGAACACGCUUGAGCCGUUUAGUACGCUUGGUAUGACUGGCAUUGCGGGAACAGGACCGCAUUAUGUAAAUGAUGCUUCGAUUGUUUUGCCUGCUGGCAAUCAAAUUAUUCAGCAAUCAAUCGAUACAGGCGAAAGAAUGAUAUUAUUCGGAAAUAGAAUAACAUCAAAUGAGCCACGCAAUGAAGAACUCACAGCUUUUGCGGUCUCUCAUGAUUCAACAUACCUCGCUCUCGCUGCAUUAAGAAAAGAUGUCGAACCUGUUAUAAAUAUUUACUAUUUACAGAAACAAACAUUAUACGCAUCACUUCCACAACCAAAAUCAGUUCGUAUUUUCUUUGCAACGUUCCAUAUGAAACAAAAAUUACUUUUAUUUGGCGUAAGUUAUCCGCGUACCCACUCUCUCAUCAUAUACGAUUUAACUACAAAGCAGGAGAUAAAGAACGUCAGCAUACCAGCUCCUUUCAUUAGCGCGAGUUUUAACCCAGAUCAAAGUGAUUCAUCGGUUAUCUUCCAUACAGCAACAGAUUUAUAUUACGUAGGAAGUGCCAGUAAGACAGCUACUAAAAUUGACUGUCCAAACUACAGUAAAUUCACUGGUUUUGUAUAUUCACUCAAUGAAAGAAAUGUUUGCAUUGCAACAUCAGGCAGAGAUCUUAUUUUCUACCAAGAUUUCACAUUUAGCCAUACAAUGACAAUAACAGAAGAAUCUCCAAUUAUUUAUUUUGCAACUUUCAACCAUGGACUUGUUGCAGCAACAGAAAACUACAAAUUAAUACUAUUCCAACACAUUUCUGUACCUAAAGAUCUCGCCAGAUCAUUCCAACAAGGUCCAAUUGUUACAUAUGGCAUGAAACAUCCAAUUGUAUGGACAUCUUUCUCUCAAAGUGCGCAUCAAAUGGUUAUUGAUGUCGAUCACAGACAGUUGUUGCUUGUGAAUAUGAGAGAAUUCGAAUCAAACCCUGAUAAUGCAAUUAUUAAUCCGAAUAUUGUAUCUCAUAAAGGUCCAGUCGUUGCUAUUAGCUCAUGUGCAUACAAACCAAUGCUUGUAAGUUGCGGCCAAAUUGAUAGAACAGUUAUCGUUUGGGAUUAUUCGAAGCAAGCAAGCGUUUUAUAUCACGAAUUCCCUGAAGACCUCAAGGAUGUUGCAUUCCACCCUAGUGGAGACCUUAUUGCCGUUGCUUCAAGUGAUAAAUUAUAUCUUAUGACCGUAACAGUUGAUGAUUUGAUACAGAGAGCUGAAUGGCCGCUUUUCAACUGUCUUUCCAUACAGUUUUCCAAUGGUGGCCACUUCUUAGUUGCAGCAUCUCAUAUUAUUACUUUCAUUAACCCAUAUACACAAGAAAUUGUUGCCACUCUCCGUGCUCACACGGGUCUUAUCAACAGCCUUGGCUUCUCCCCAGACGAUAAAAAGCUUGUUAGCUCCGGAAGCGAUGGAAAAAUUGUUGUUUGGAGCGCUGUUACUCAACUCCCUGAGUGGUCGCUUGAUAUUCCAAAGGCAAACUUUGUUUCUUCCGUUAUUAGCCACAGAGGAACUGUAAUUGCUGCUGCAAAAACAAACGUAAUCCACCAUUUGUUCUCUCAAAGAAGACAUAUGAGAAUAAGUGAAGCAGAAAUUGGUUUCACAGCUGUACUUUUCGCAAGUAACACUUGCAUUAUUUUAGGAGAUAUCCUUGGUGGCAUCACCGUUGUUCCAUUCCCAUUCAUUGUCCCAUCAAGCCACCAAAGCGAAUUCGAAAACAUUCCUCAGCUUGAGUUUUCGGAUGGUUCUGCCACAGAAGAUAACAAACCUGUCAGAACUAUACCUUUCCUUAGUGGACAGACCUUCAAAUCACAUUGUGGAGAGGUCACAAGACUUUGUUCCUCCCUCGACAGCAAAGUUCUCUUUACAUCUGCCACUGAUUCCUCCAUUUGUGUCUUCAACAUUCUCUCUGCUAACCAAACUGUUACUCAAAGUCGUAUUCCUAUAUUGAGAUGCGAUAUUCCAUGCCAGCAAUUCUUCCUUGUUCCUCAAUCAAGAUACGAUGAAUUGCAACACGGAAUUGAGAAACUAAAGAGAGAUAUCCAGUCACAACAGAAUGACUACGAACAGAAAACAAUCGAGAGUUUACGUGCCCACCAAAAGAAUUUAGACGAAUUACAACGCCAACAUCGCGAAAAGAAGGAAAAACUCAAUCAACAGAUAGAAGGACUCAUGGCCGCAAUGAACGAUUCAACGAUCAAGGCCGCUCUCAUUUACCAAAACAUGGAAGCCGCUCAUAUGAAUGAAGCCAAAGUUCUUACAAACUUAUACGAACAGAAGUUGAGUUUAGAACGUUCCAAAUGCGAUGGCCUUCAGAAAGAAGUCGAAGACUUGAAGUGCUCUUACGAAGAAAGAAUUUAUUUGUUACAACAACAGUAUAAAUCGAGUCUUGAAGAGCUUGGAAACAAAAUUUACUCAAAACAAAGCCAGUUACAAAAUGAUUUGGAUGAAACAAAUAAAACAAUACAGAAAGAAGAUGACGACAUGAGUGACAGAAUGAUUGCUUUGGAAGUAGAAUUCGAUCAGGACAGAAUGAUGAUUGACCUGGAAUUCCACAACAAAGCAAUUGAAUUACAUAAUUUGGAGAAAGAACUGAACGCAAAAGUCGAAGAAUUGGCAACAGAAAUCGACAAACAAAUACAGAUAAUUAGCAAUGAUAAUGAGAGAUUAAACACUUUAAAGGAUGAACGCGCCAAAGAAGAAAAAGAAAUCAAAGCACAACAACAUACUUUGGAAUGUAAAACAAGUGAAUUACAUGAUAGAGAAGAAACAUUACAGAGACAAGAAAAUAACAUAGAAAGACUUGAAACAUCCAACAACGAGUUGACCAAAUUCAAAGGCCUUAUGAACAGAAGAAUUGAAGAAAUGUCUGCAGAAUUACAACCAACAAAAGAUGAAAUUGUCAGACACAGAGCGGAAUUGGAUGGAACAAAUGAAGAAAUUAGAACAAACAUGAGAUCAUCGCAGGCUAAACACAGAAAGAUGCAAGAUAAACAGCAUCAAAUCGAUGUGUUAAAGACAAAAUUGGCUGAAGCACAAACAGCUUUAGCUAAAAAGAGAAGAGUUAUUCAGAUAUUUACAGCUGAUUUAAGAGAAGGAGUUUCGAGAUCAACAAUUGAUGAAAGAACAAGUGUUUUGAAGGAAUUACAUGAUAAAUACGUUGCUGUCCAUGACUUGGAAGAGAACAUUAAAGAUGCAAAUGAUACAAUCAAUGAGAACACGAGACAAAGAAAGCAUCUCCAAGAAUCAGUUAUGUUACUUCAGAAAUCUGUAAAUCAACAAAAAACGACAACAAUGAAACAUUUCGAAGCGAAAUCUGCAGAAAAUUCACAGUUGUUGUCGGAUUUGAACGCAAUACAGAAAGAAAACAGAAGCUUAAGGAAGAGAUUGGAUUUGGUCCUUGCUGACGUUGAUAUGCUUCAGUCGAAUUUGAAGAGAGUUCAAGCAACAGCGAGAGAACAAUCAAUUAAAAGACAAAGAUUGGCUCAUUCUGCAAUGCAACAACAGAGCAGAGUAACAAGUGAUUGGGUUAAGAAGAAUACUUCCGGAAAGACAAUGACAGGCAUUUCUGUUGCUGAUGGUCGUGGUAAGUAUUUGCACUCAAAGUAA
Trichomonas vaginalis G3 is the source of this 3645-nucleotide messenger RNA. Its product is annotated as cilia- and flagella-associated protein 57 family. Lineage: Eukaryota; Parabasalia; Trichomonadida; Trichomonadidae. Gene Ontology annotation, molecular function: protein binding. The transcript has a single exon. The record is from RefSeq and is a predicted model, not a curated record. The coding region runs from base 1 to 3645 and encodes 1214 amino acids.